This is a messenger RNA of Brettanomyces bruxellensis, 705 nucleotides long. RefSeq lists its product as uncharacterized. Gene Ontology annotation, cellular component: mitochondrion. The record is from RefSeq and is a predicted model, not a curated record. Gene Ontology annotation, molecular function: acetylpyruvate hydrolase activity. The transcript has a single exon. The coding region runs from base 1 to 705 and encodes 234 amino acids. Lineage: Eukaryota; Fungi; Ascomycota; Pichiomycetes; Pichiales; Pichiaceae.
AUGUCUUACAGUUACGUGAAUAAGAUAGGAAAAAUCCUAUGUAUUGGCAGGAAUUACACUGCCCAUAUCAAGGAGCUUAAUAAUCUGAAGCCUAAGGAGCCUUUUUUUUUCAUAAAGCCGCAGUCGGCAAUAUUGAAACAGAACGAGGGGCCAAUUUUAAUUCCAAAGAAUGUAGUUGCACAUCAUGAAAUUGAACUUGCUUGCGUUAUUGGAAAAAGGCUCCAAAAUUUAAGACCUGAUAAAUUCGGGCCGAAGGAAGCGAUCGAUGCAAUUCAGGGGUAUGCGUUGGCAAUUGAUAUGACAGCAAGAAAUGUUCAGGCAGAAGCGAAAAGAAAGGGGCUUCCGUGGUCUAUUAGCAAAGGAUUUGAUACAUUCUUGCCUAUUUCACCUCUUCUCUCAAAAGAAGUAAUAACUGAUCCGUAUAAUGUGGAAUUGAAUUUGAAGGUCAAUGACGAACAUAGACAGCGUGACCUCGCAAAUUUAAUGAUAUUUCCGAUUCAUAAGUUCAUCAGUAGUAUGUCCUCAAUUAUGACAUUAAAUCCAGGCGAUGUUAUUCUUACAGGAACACCAAAGGGAGUUGGAAUUGUUAAUCCAGGAGAUAUUGUUGAAUGCUGGUGCUCAAUAAAUGGAAAAGAAGUGAGUGACUCUCAUAUGAAGUUCAAUGUAGCCGAGAAGCCUGGCUUCUACGUUUUCCAUGAAGAAUGA